Messenger RNA from Clarias gariepinus (North African catfish), 3290 nucleotides. RefSeq names its product testis associated actin remodelling kinase 2 (gene tesk2). Gene Ontology annotation, cellular component: cytoplasm; nucleus. Lineage: Eukaryota; Metazoa; Chordata; Actinopteri; Siluriformes; Clariidae. The transcript is spliced from 11 exons. The record is from RefSeq and is a predicted model, not a curated record. Gene Ontology annotation, molecular function: protein serine/threonine kinase activity; ATP binding. Gene Ontology annotation, biological process: actin cytoskeleton organization; protein phosphorylation. Bases 506 to 2344 code for a protein of 612 amino acids.
UUUUUGAAAAAAAAAAAAAACUAUAAGCUAUUAUAAAGAAAGGGGAUUGUGUGAUUGGGAAGCGAAGGAAAAUAUUAAGAGAAGACACCGUCGCGCGCGCACUGUUUACUUUUUUGGGGGGCUUCUACGUUUAAAGGGUUGCUCGCGCGCCCCCGUUAUUAUUAUUCUUAUUCCUCUUAUUAUUGUUGUUGUUGUUGUUAUUAUUUAAGUAUUUAUUCAUCUUUUAGAUCAUCGAACGUUUAAUGCAAAUCGUACCGAGUGCAAUUCGGAGUUCAGAUGUCUUCUUGAAAACUUUCUCCUUGGAAGUCUAGCUGUUUAUGGAUGUUCUUUCGGAGGAAACGACUUGAUCAUGUCGUCCCCUGAAGUGCAAUGGACUUAAACGAGGCGUCUGACUCGAGAACAACUUUAACACCGACGACCAGGUCUGCGGAGGACAGUCCCACCCUAGAAAAUGUGAAAGUCUGAUUAAAGACUCGUCCAUCACAUCAGUCGUGCAGCAAUAGCGAUGGAGAGGAGCAAGCGCAAUUCCAUUGCCGGGUUCCCCAGGCGGCCCGAUCGGCUGGAGGACCUGGACGGAGGAGUGUUCGAGGCAGAGACAGGCCCCGCCCAGCUGGACAGGGUGUGUCCUUCUUCCUACCGUGCCCUCAUCAGUGCCUUCUCCUGUCUGACGCGCCUUGACGACUUCAUAUGCGAACGCAUCGGCUCCGGCUUCUUCUCGGAGGUCUAUAAGGUGCGUCACAGAGCCUCAGACCAGGUGAUGGCCCUAAAGAUGAACAAGCUGAGCAGUAACAGAGCCAACAUGCUGCGAGAAGUGCAACUUAUGAACAGACUCUCGCAUCCCAACAUCCUCAGGUUCAUGGGUGUUUGCGUGCAGGAAGGUCAGCUCCAUGCCCUUACAGAGUACAUCAACGGUGGGAACUUGGAGCAGCUGCUGGACAGCAACAAGUACCUGAGCUGGACCUCACGGGUCAAACUGGCGUCAGACAUCGCCAUGGGUCUGGCCUACCUGCACUCCAAAGGCAUCUUUCACCGAGACCUCACCUCUAAGAACUGCCUGAUCAAGUCAGAUGAAAACGGUUACACUGCGAUUGUUGGAGAUUUUGGACUCGCAGAAAAAAUCCCCAGUCAUGAGGCUGACGGAGAGAAGCUGGCGGUGGUGGGUUCUCCGUUCUGGAUGGCUCCGGAGGUUCUGCGAGACGAACCGUAUAACGAAAAGGCCGACGUCUUCUCCUACGGCAUCAUCUUGUGUGAGAUCAUCGCCAGGAUACAGGCCGAUCCCGACUUCCUGCCUCGCACCGAAAACUUCGGUUUGGAUUAUCACGUGUUCCAGCACAUGGUCGGAGACUGUCCUCCUGACUUCCUUCAGCUCGCCUUCAACUGCUGCAACAUGGACCCAAAGCUCAGGCCUUCGUUCCCCGAUAUCGUCAAGAGGCUGGAGGACAUCCAGCGGCGUCUGAAAGCUGAAGAAGCAGAGAGAGAGAGGAUCCAUAUACAAGCAGAGAUGGAUAAAAAGAGCAUCCCUAAAGGCGAGAAGUUCCAGGGUAUAAAGAGACUGAACCCUCUUGGCCUUCAGGACGACAAGAUCCCGCCCAAGUCGCCCCGCCCACGCCGCAACAUCUGGCUUUCGCGCAGCCAGUCGGAUAUCUUUUCCCGCAAACCGGGGCGUAAGGUGAACGUCCAGGACCCUUACUACAACCCCGGGCCACGGGCCGUUGCCAAGGUCAACCCUUUUAGCGCCCGCGAGGACCUCAAGGGCGGCAAGAUCAAAUUCUUCGACAUGCCCAGCAAGUCGGUGUUCUCGCUCAUGUUCGAUUUGCACUCGCCGCGAGGCAGCAUGAGCUCGUACCAGCCUCAGACAAACUCCUGGCCUGAGUUGUGGCAGCUGCCAGGACGACAGUGCCGUUCCCUCCCCGUGUCUCCGCAGCAGGCGCUGUCCGAGGCUUUCUGCGGCGCGAGGAGCGAGGCCGGAGACAUGCGGCCCAAAGCGAUUAGCAGCUGGGCGAGGAGAUACGCCGUGCCCGAGAUCCCACCCUACAGACCUCGCGAGCCUUCCAGAGUGGAACCGGAGUCUGAGACCGAGGAAGCCAUGGACUGCUCAAAUAGCAGAGGCAGCUUCUUCGACAUCGACUACGACGAGGACAAGGAGCGAAACGAGCUGCCUAACGGAAACGGGGAGGACAUGGAGGCCGAAAGCGAGGAGAACACGUCCAGCUUGUUCUCCCUGACCAACAGGAACCCGCUUCCUCUGAGCGCAUCAGCCGACCUGCAGGAACCGCGCUCCAUCGUUCUCGCUCCAUGCCGCGCGCCCGCAUCACCCGACCUCGUGUCCCGGUGCGACAUCUGAGAAAACGUCGUAUUAUUUAACACUCAGAGAAUUAUUAUUAUUAUUAUUUUGUCCUUGAAGACAACGCAGCCUGAUGUUUUCAACCAGAUGUCUUCGUGAGCUCACACACACACGGAGAUCAAAUGAAUGUAUUUUGUUUGUUUCUUUACGAGCACUAUGAUUAUCUUAAUCGGACAAAAUUUUUGCGACUGCGAGAGAAAAACGAUUGUUUCAGAAAAUUAAAAAAAAGCUAGAGAUUGUUCCUGGGUAUUACAGCUAUUCACUUGUAAUUUUGCACUGUAAUUAGCACACCUGAUCGCUGGAAGAGACAGAAACAUUCCGUACGCGCAGUUUCACCCUGUCCUGAGCGAGUGUUUUUCUUGCUGAGAGAUUAAAAAAGAAAAAAACUAAACACGUCCGUGUCUGUAACUACUUAAAACGUCGUUAAAUUGCACUUGAAUCGAAGAACUUGUUGGGUUUAAUCUUUUUAAUCGUUUUUUUUUUUUUGUUGUUGGAUUUGUCACUACAUUUCUAUGCAAUAAAUCUAACCGAAGCAAACUAGUUUUAUAGUAAUAUAGAGAGAGAGAUGCUCUAUUUUGAUAUUUAUAAAGAAGAAAAGAAGAAAAAAAUGAAAAGAAUUUUACUUUCUAUGUCUUACUUUCCCUGCUGGUCAACUGUGUGUGAAAAUGUCGUGUUAAUACAGUUCGAUGAGCACAAGAUGUGUGUAAAUAGACGUCAGGUGUUUAGACGUCAUUAGUCCUGGCUGUUUGUUGUUGUUUUUUUUCCCCUCAUCGCGCAGGUUUGUAUUCGAUGUCGAGAUGUAUAAUUUCUACCAAAGACAGAUCAGGACCUUCCUUUGUUUCCGUUCAUAAGGUUUCAUUUUUUUUUUUUAUGUUUAAGUGCAUGUAUGUAUAUUCAGUUGUUUAAAAAAAAAAGAUAAUAAAUGAUUUGCUUUCGUGUUGUUUAA